Jatropha curcas is the source of this 2396-nucleotide messenger RNA. RefSeq names its product Pentatricopeptide repeat (PPR) superfamily protein. NCBI's taxonomy places the organism in Eukaryota, Viridiplantae, Streptophyta, Magnoliopsida, Malpighiales, Euphorbiaceae. Gene Ontology annotation, molecular function: zinc ion binding; protein binding; RNA binding. The record is from RefSeq and is a predicted model, not a curated record. Gene Ontology annotation, biological process: RNA modification.
AGAUCAUAAAAGUUCUUCAUACCGCUUAAAACCAAAUGAAUUUGACAAGCUAUAACUUCAAGGUGAGAGGUUGCAGUUGUUUUUUAUCAAGGGAUUCAAAAAUUCUUUACUCAUAAUAAGAGGCAAAUGCUCUAAGAUUUGAGAGACAAACUUUAGAUGAGCCAAGUCUCAUGGACUUAUCAAGCCUUCCGUCAACUUCUGAAAGCUUGCAUAACCAACAGAGACCUUCCAACUGGCAAAGCUCUCCACACACUAUACAUCAAGUCGACAGUCCCUUCUUCAACCUAUCUUUCCAACCAUUUUAUCAUCCUUUACUCCAAAUGCAACCGCCUAACCACUGCCCACAAUGCCUUCAAACAUAUCCACGAACCAAAUAUCUUCUCUUUCAAUGUUCUUCUCGAUGCAUAUGCAAAAGAAUCAUUAACUGACAUUGCACACCACCUGUUUGAUCAAAUUCCUCAGCCUGAUCUUGUCUCUUACAACACGAUUAUCACUGCUUAUGCAGAUUGCAGAAAUCCUUUACCUGCUCUACAAUUGUUUAAGGAAAUGAGAGAGAUUGGUCUUGAAAUGGAUGGAUUCACCCUUUCUGGAGUUAUUACUGCUUGUUGCAAUGAUGUGAAUUUGAUUAGGCAGUUGCAUUGUUUGUCUGUUUCUUCUGGGUUUGAUUCUUAUGUUUCAGUGAAUAACUCGCUUGUUACCUAUUAUGGAAAAAAUGGGUGUUUGGUGGAGGCGGAAAGAGUAUUCUAUGAUAUGGGAGAGGAGAAUAGAGAUGAAGUUUCUUGGAACACUAUGAUUGUGGCAUAUGGGCAGCAUAGGAUGGGGUUCAAAGCGUUGGCAUUGUUUCAAGAAAUGAAUCAGAAAGGCAUUGACAUUGAUAUAUUUACUCUAGCAAGCGCUUUGACUGUGUUUACGUGCUUGGACGACUUGUUUGGGGGACUUCAGUUCCAUUCCAAUUUAAUCAAAACAGGAUUUUAUCAGAAUUCUCAUGUAGGGAGUGGUUUGAUUGAUUUGUAUGCAAAAUGUGGGGGUAGUAUGCUAGAGUGCAGGAAAGUGUUUGAAGAGAUACCUGUACCAGACUCAGUUCUUUGGAACACAAUGAUUUUUGGGUAUUCACUAGAUGAGGAAUUAUCCGAGGAGGCUCUUGAUUGUUUUAGACAGAUGCAACGCAGUGGUCACUGGCCAGAUGAUUGCAGCUUUGUGUGUGUGACUAGAGCAUGCUCUCAUUUAUCAUCUCCAUCUCAAGGAAAGCAAAUUCAUGCAUUGGCAAUAAAAUCUGAGAUCCCCGCGAAUCAAAUUUCUGUGCAUAAUGCACUUGUUGCCAUGUAUUCUAAGUGUGGAAUUCUUCAAGAUGCUAGACGUUUGUUUGAUAGGAUGCCAGAGCAUAAUACUGUUUCAUUAAAUUCAAUUAUCGCAGGCUAUGCACAACAUGGGAUUGGAGUAGAGUCACUACGCCUUUUUGAACAAAUGCUUGAGAUUGGUAAUGCUCCUACACGAAUAACCUUUAUUUCUGUCCUUUCUGCUUGUGCACACACUGGAAAGGUUGAGGAAGGCAAGAGGUACUUCAGUAUGAUGAAAGAGAAGUUUGGUAUUGAGCCAGAAUCUGAACAUUAUUCAUGCAUGAUUGAUCUUUUGGGUCGAGCCGGCAAACUGUGUGAAGCAGCGGAACUAAUCGAGACAAUGCCAUUUAACCCUGGCUCCAUUGGUUGGGCUGCAUUACUCGGUGCCUGCAGGACGCACGGAAACAUGGAGCUGGCAGAGAAGGCAGCAAAUCAUCUUUUGCAGUUAGAACCUACAAAUGCUACACCUUAUGUCGUGCUUGCCAAUAUGUAUCAUAGUGCAGGCAAAUGGGAAGAGGUAAGUAGAGUUAGAAAGCUUAUGCGUGCUAAAGGUGUCAAGAAGAAACCAGGGUGCAGUUGGAUCGAGUUGAACAAUAGAGUAAAUGUUUUUGUCGCAGAAGAUAGAUAUCAUCCGAUGAUAAAAGAAAUUAAUGGAUACUUGGAGGAGCUGUCGACGAGAAUGAAGGGAGCUGGGUAUGUGCCUGAUGUCAGAUGGGCAUUGGUUAAGGAUGAUGAAACAGAGGAAGGAGAAAAGGAGUUUAAGAUAGGGCAUCAUAGUGAGAAACUAGCAGUAGCAUUUGGAUUGCUUUCAACUAAGAAUUGGGAGCCUAUAAUUGUUAUGAAAAAUCUAAGGAUAUGUGGGGAUUGUCACAAUGCAAUCAAAUUUAUCUCUAAAAUUACUGGUAGAGUAAUUACUGUUAGAGAUACACAUAGAUUUCAUUGUUUCAAGGGAGGAAAGUGCUCUUGUGGCGAUUAUUGGUGAUAAAUUUGCAAGUAUUUGCAUCUGUAUUAUUGGUAUUAUAUAUAUAUAUUAAAAAAAUCAUCAAGCUCAUUACUAUA